Molecule: messenger RNA, 2896 nt
Organism: Bolinopsis microptera
Lineage: Eukaryota; Metazoa; Ctenophora; Tentaculata; Lobata; Bolinopsidae
Exons: 1
Coding region: 1-2004 (667 amino acids)
Biological process (GO): DNA alkylation repair; DNA repair
Cellular component (GO): nucleus
Molecular function (GO): dioxygenase activity
Source: RefSeq, a predicted model, not a curated record
AUGGUUAAUAAGCAAACAGAAAACAACAAGAAGAAGCUCAGCCUGAAUAGCCCGAAGUUCAAGACGCCUGAAAUCCGGAGUCCAAUGUACGGCAAAUCCCAGGGUAGCACCACACGGAGUAGAUCCAGGAGUGAAGGUGACCAGAAGAAUGUUAACUCAACAUUAGCUACCACACCGACAAGUUCAGAGAACCGAAGCCUUCUGCAAGUAUCCCUUCUCAACCGCACGGGAGUAUCACCAGGAAUAUCACCACUAGCAACCCCCUUCUCAGAUACUGAAGCAGAGACCUCAGCCUCAGACAGCAACAGUGCAUCACCGAAACCCAAGCCCAAGAAGAGCAAAUGCCCCUGCAAGGCAACUUCAGGCGGGAAGUCUUGGCUCUUGACAUGUUCGCGCUGUAACCAAGUCUGGCAUUCUGCUUGUGCAAACCUUAAGGGCAGUGAACUAGCUGGCCAGAAAGCCAUUGAUGAAAUACUUAAGAGUUGGGAAUGCCCUUGGUGCUACACAUGCCCUCAUCCCUGCCCAAAAACACAUAAGUCUGCCAAACUUGCAUUAAAACUGGAGUCUUUAUCAGAAGCAAAUCAGGUGUCAGCAUCAGUUAUUGAAUCUCUUGACGGCAUGCUUAAGGCAAGAUUUGCAGAAAUCACCCAACCAUCCAACAAUCUGAUUGAUAGUAUCCAGAAACAACUCAGCUCCCUGUCAGAUCAGGUAAAGUCCAUGCAGAUCCCUCAGGCACCACCCCCACCACCCUCUGAUAUGCCCUCCACGUAUGGACAGCAGCAUCAUCCAAGAGCACCUCCAUCAGUUCCAAGGAUUGAAGUAAAGGAUACCCCCCUUACUCAUAAUUUUAAAUGCAUAGAAGGGAUAAAGGAAGAUUUCUUAACUCCUGAUGAAGAGAUGGAGCUCACAGACUUUCUCAAAGCUGAGAGUUUCACUAAAGAAGGUAAGCAUGCCACAAUCCAGUAUGGCCAACAUUACCACUACAUGGGUGCAAAAUCGGAACCAAAGCCCAUGCCCACCCUGAUUGGCAACAUCAUGAAACGUCUUAACACUGAAUUCUCCUCCACACACCCCCAGAAACAGUUCCACUAUGACCUAAACUCCUGCCUGGUUAACAGGUAUGCAGAUGGGAAUGAAGCACUUCCUGAACAUUCAGACAACGAGGGAGACAUUAAUCGGGUGUCAUCGAUAUUCACAGUUUCCUUAGGCUCAUGUCGAACACUUAGCUUUCGUGAAACUUCUACAGAUAAGAUUACGGAGAUAAAAUGUCAGGGUAGAAGCAUGUACCAUAUGACAAAAGCAAGCCAGGAGUUUUUUAAACACUCAAUCAAGCCUGAAACGUCUGAUGAAGUAGGAAUGCGAUAUAGUCUAACCUUUCGCUCAAUCCACUGGUCAAAUUUUAACUCCACAGUGCUUGUUGGAGAUUCAAACUUUGGACAAAUCAACUUUGGUACAGGUCGUGGAAAGAUGGGACAAGCCACCCCUGGAGUUCGCCUCUGGGCAGCUACGGUUGAGGAGAUCGAUCCCUUGUCUUGUGUAGGUUACAGAAACGUUGUCAUCAUGGAAGGAACCAACAAUUUAAAAGUAGAUGGAACGGAUGAGAGAGAGUUGUAUACCAAGUAUAAGAACAAAAUCGCUCAGAUUAGGAAAUACAACCCACGUUGUAAACUGAUAAUCUGUCCUGUGCUGCCAACAAGGUCGCAUAAGAUCAAUCGAAAAGUUAAUGUUUUUAACCAGUAUUUGUACAACGAUCUCAGUCAAUCUAAUCUUAAAGUUCUAAUUGUUGAUAGCUUUUUGACAUUUCUAGAUAAAAGCACCAACCUGCUUAAGAACAGUCUAGCUAAGUCUGAUGUGAAUGAUAUUCUUCAUAUUAAUGGCAAGGGCGUUGGUGCACUAGUCAAGUUAAUUAAGAACUGUAUUUUUACAUCCAAGGAUCAUAACAAGUUAGUAGGUAGUAGAUUGUACAGCAACACACUAAGAGGAGGACCGCCAGAUGCAGUCUGAUAUAAAUGUUUAAGAUUAACUCAACUAAGGAGAAAUGCGGAUGCUGUAGCAAAAACAUUAAUAUUGGCCAAAGAUUUCUUGAGUGCCAAAGUUGCCAAAAUAUUAUCCACAAAAUUUGUUUCAAAACAUCUGAAUUCAAGCUGACUGAUUCCAUACUUCUCUGUAAAGUUUGCUCAAAAAGAGAAAACUUAAUUUACAACCCGUUUAAGGACCUUUGUACCACAAAUGAGGAUCUCUUCAAGGAUAGCGAGAAUGACAAAUUUUACUCCGAAAAUUGGUCUGAGGCUAUUGGAAGUCUUCAGACUGCCUCCUCUAUCUUGGACAAAUGCAGCUAUUAUAGAUUGAAAUCCUUACACCAGCACACCCCUGAAAACUCUGGCUUAAAAACUUUAUUUUACAACAUUGAUGGUAAUAAAUCGAAUUUCGACUUAUUCCUCUCGGAACUUGCCACUCAAAAAACGAAAUUUUCUAUUCUAGCUUUAGCGGAAACAAAUACAGAUGCUGAGAACUGUGAUGUUUAUGCACUUGAUGGAUAUUCACACUUUUACGGAGAUAAACUCCAAGGCAAAGCUAAAGGCUCAGGCGUGUGCUUGUAUAUUCAUGAUUCCCUAAAUGCAACAAUUAAUGACCAACUUUGCACAAUCACACCAAAUUUAGAAACCCUAUAUGUAACUAUCAACCAUGGAGAUAGCAAACUCAAUGUUGGGGUGUUGUACAGAUCUCCAAACGGAGACUCAGUCAAAUUUGAUGAAGAAUACACACAAUUAAUGUCCAAAUUUCCAAAAAAUGCAAAAACUAUAACUCUUGGAGAUUUCAACUACGAUUUGCUUAAAAAUCAGAGUAAUAAAAAACAGGUUCAGAAUUUCGAGAACACUAUGCUCUCUUAUGGUUA